Messenger RNA from Erpetoichthys calabaricus (reedfish), 6154 nucleotides. It is a transcript of the gene kdm5a, whose product is annotated as lysine (K)-specific demethylase 5A. The transcript is spliced from 28 exons. Lineage: Eukaryota; Metazoa; Chordata; Cladistia; Polypteriformes; Polypteridae. The coding region runs from base 650 to 5731 and encodes 1693 amino acids. Gene Ontology annotation, molecular function: DNA binding; histone demethylase activity. Gene Ontology annotation, cellular component: nucleus. Gene Ontology annotation, biological process: chromatin remodeling. The record is from RefSeq and is a predicted model, not a curated record.
UUUGCUUUAUGUGUAUUCAUCAGGAUAUAUAUAUAUAUGUUUUUUUAUUUUUUUUUUUGGAGCGUACUUAAAGACUUAUUUGUGGACGAUGGAUAUGUCUUUCCUUUCCCAAGCUGCGACUGACAACUGUAAGCUGCUCCCCGUACGGGAUUUCAUUUCCACACUUGCUUGGUAACUUGAGGACGGGGAUCUAACCCACUAGAGCUACUCUGUUCAAGGCCAGGCGGAUGUUUCGUGAGCUGCGCAUUGUGCUGCCGGUGGCUUCGCUGGAAGCGGAAUUCAGAGCUAGCACUGGAGCAACUGGCGACAGCUGUUCACCUGCAGGAGGGGAAACCCUGCAGAGUAAAAAGAUCCGGACUCGUGCGGGAUUUAGUGGCGUCUGAAAUGAAAGGAUAGAACUGAGUAUGUCUUUAUGCACCACCAUUGAAACUAUAUCCCGGCAAAGUUAAUGAUUUAGAAAUUUAGGACCGUUUAAUGACAAUGCUUGAUUUAAAGCCUAAUCCGAUGUAUUGAUUAUGGUCAUUACCCACUGGUCAAAUGCAGCAAGACUGAACUCGUUGAUUUAUUUAUUUAUAUCCAUAUUUAUAUAAAUAUUUUUUCAUUCGACUACAUUUUUAUUGGAGAGUCCAUCAUUAAAACCUGAAGCACUAUGUCUUUGUAUUCGGAGUUCGUGCCCCCGCCGGAAUGCCCGGUAUUUGAGCCUAGUUGGGAGGAUUUUUCUGAUCCUUUAGGAUUUAUUAGCAAGAUCCGACCCAUUGCGGAGAAAUCGGGCAUCUGCAAAAUAAGGCCACCUAAGGACUGGCAGCCUCCUUUUGCCUGUGAUGUGAAGAAUUUUCGUUUUACUCCUCGAGUGCAGAGGUUGAAUGAACUGGAGGCACUGACUCGAGUUAAACUAAAUUUUUUGGACCAGAUUGCCAAAUUUUGGGAAUUACAGGGAUGUAUACUAAGAAUACCACAUGUUGAAAGGAAGAUCUUGGAUCUGUACCUCCUCAGUAAAAUUGUGUCUAGUGAAGGUGGAUUUGAAACAGUGUGCAAAGAAAAAAAAUGGUCCAAGUUGGCUUCUAGAAUGGGAUACCCACAGGGUAAAGGAACAGGAUCUCUUCUGCGUUCUCACUUUGAACGGAUUUUGUAUCCAUAUGAGCUAUUCCAGUCAGGAGCCACACUAUCGGGAAUCCAUAAGCUAUCCAUUAAUGAUGAAAACAGACAACAGAUAGAAUGUGAAGAGGAUGAGGAAGAGGGUGAUAUGGAUGAAAAGCCUAAGAGUAGGCUAGAGUGCCCAACAAAAGAAGCUGUGCCUCCAGGAAACCACAAUACUGAACGAAGAUCUAGACGCCUUAGGUCAUCAGAGCGUUACAACAAAGGACAGAAAAAUCUUCAUAUCUUUGGAGGUGGAAAAAAAUUCUUGGGAUUAGAGAUUAGUACCGAAGAUGUACUUUCAAAGAAGCAGCGUGGUCCAAAAUCACCCCCUUUCAUAGUAAAGAUGCAACAACAGAAGAAAACCCUUGAAGUCAGCUUUAUUGAUCUUUAUGUUUGUCUGGCAUGUGGACGUGGGGAUGAAGAAGACAGAUUGCUUCUCUGCGAUGGAUGCGAUGAUAGUUAUCACACCUUCUGUCUCAUUCCUCCUCUCCAGGAUGUGCCAAAGGGAGACUGGCGCUGCCCAAAAUGUGUAGCUGAAGAAUGUAGCAAGCCAAGAGAAGCCUUUGGUUUUGAACAAGCCGUGAGAGAGUAUACACUGCAGAGCUUUGGAGAAAUGGCUGAUAACUUCAAGUCUGACUACUUCAAUAUGCCUGUACAUAUGGUACCAACUGAGUUGGUGGAGAAAGAGUUUUGGCGUUUGGUUAGCAGUAUUGAGGAGGAUGUUAUAGUAGAGUAUGGAGCAGACAUCAGCUCUAAAGAUGUUGGAAGUGCAUUCCCAGUGAGAGAUGGCAAAAGAAAGCUACUUCCAGAUGAAGAGGAGUAUGCAAAUUCUGGCUGGAAUUUGAACAAUAUGCCAGUUUUAGAGCAGUCUGUUUUGGCGCAUAUUAAUGUGGAUAUAUCGGGGAUGAAAGUACCUUGGCUGUAUGUGGGAAUGUGUUUCUCAUCAUUCUGCUGGCAUAUAGAGGAUCACUGGAGCUACUCAAUCAACUAUCUUCACUGGGGAGAGCCAAAAACAUGGUACGGUGUUCCAGCGUAUGCAGCUGAGAAACUGGAGUCUGUAAUGAAAAAGUUAGCCCCAGAGUUGUUUGAUUCUCAACCAGACCUCUUACACCAGUUAGUGACCAUCAUGAAUCCUAACAUCCUCAUGGAGCAUGGAGUACCUGUGUUCAGGACAAAUCAAUGUGCAGGAGAGUUUGUAGUAACUUUUCCUCGAGCCUACCACAGUGGAUUCAACCAAGGUUACAAUUUUGCUGAAGCUGUUAACUUCUGUACUGCUGACUGGUUACCUUUGGGCAGACAGUGUGUUUCUCACUAUCGUCGCCUUCAUCGAUACUGUGUUUUUUCACAUGAAGAGCUUCUUUGCAAGAUGGCUGCCAACCCCGACAGUUUAGACGUGGAGCUGGCAGCAGCAGUCUUCAAGGAAAUGGGGGAAAUGAUUGAUGAGGAAAAACGACUGAGGGAUGCAGUUUUUCAUAUGGGUGUUAUUAACUGUGAGCAGGAAGCAUUUGAGCUUGUUCCAGAUGAAGAGCGGCAGUGUGAAAAAUGUAAGACCACGUGCUUUCUCUCAGCACUUACCUGCUCCUGUAAUCCUGAUCGGCUUGUCUGCCUACAUCACGCUGUAGACCUCUGCAACUGCUCUAUUCAAAACAAAUGUCUAAGGUAUAGGUAUGCUUUGGAGGAGUUCCCCUCUAUGCUUUAUGGUGUAAAAUCCAGAGCUCAGUCAUAUGAUACAUGGGUUAAAAGAGUAACUGAAGCUUUGGAUGCAGACCAUAAAAAUAAGAAAGAACUGAUUGAACUAAAAGUGCUGCUGGAAGAUGCAGAAGACAGGAAAUAUCCUGAAAACAACUUGUUCAGGAAGCUAAGAGUGACAGUAAAAGAAGCUGAAACCUGUUCCUCUGUUGCUCAGCUCCUACUUAGCCGUAAGCAACGGCACAGUAAACAACGUCCAGAGAGCAGCAAGACACGGAGCAAACUAACAGUGGAAGAAUUGAAGGCCUUUGUUCAUCAGCUUUAUCGCCUUCCAUGUGUUAUCAGUCAGGCCCGACUUGUAAAGGAACUUCUGGAAAAUGUGGAGGAAUUCCAUGAACGUGCCCAAGCAGCACUCUCCGAUGAGACUCCUGAUUCAUCCAAACUGCAGGCCCUGCUGGACAUGGGUGCAGGGUUAGAUGUAGAAUUGCCUGAACUUCCUCGGCUGAAGCAAGAGCUUCAGCAGGCACGUUGGCUUGAUGAAGUUCGCCUCACUCUUGCAGACCCACAUCGUGUUACUCUAGAUGUCAUGAAGAGACUUAUAGACUCUGGUGUGGGGCUAGCCCCACAUCAUGCUGUGGAGAAGGCAAUGGCAGAGCUACAGGAAAUACUUACUGUUUCUGAGCGAUGGGAAGAUAAGGCAAAAGCCUGUUUACAAGCCAGACCACGCCAUGGUAUGUCAACACUGGAGAAUAUUGUGACGGAGGCCAAAAAUAUUCCUGCAUAUCUUCCCAAUGUGAUAUCUCUCAGAGAUGCCCUCCAAAAAGCUAAAGACUGGACAUCAAAAGUAGAAGCUAUUCAGAGUGGGAGUAAUUAUGCAUAUAUUGACCAGCUGGAAACCCUGUUGGCACGUGGUAGACCAAUACCAGUUAGACUAGAUGCCCUGCCCCAGUUAGAAUCUCAAGUGGCAUCUGCUAGGGCAUGGCGAGAGAGGACAGCACGGACCUUUCUGAAAAAGAACUCAACAUAUACACUUCUUCAGGUGCUAAGUCCAAGGGUUGAUAUUGGUGUGUAUGGGAGUAGCAAGAGUAAACGGAAAAAGGCUAAAGAACUUAUGGAAAAAGAGAGAGACUUGGAUAUGGAAUGUCUGAGUGAUGUAGAAGAGGGCACUGAGGAGGCACGAGACCCAGCAAGUGUUGUUGCUGCCUUUAAAAUAAAAGAACAGAAAGAGAUUGAAGCAAUGCACUCUCUAAGAGCAGCUAACCUGGCUAAAAUGGCAAUGGCUGAUCGGAUAGAAGAGGUGAAAUUUUGUCUGUGCCGGAAAACUGCUAGUGGCUUUAUGCUGCAGUGUGAGUUAUGCAAGGACUGGUUUCAUAGCACAUGUGUGCCACUUCCUAAGACUGCUUCCCAGAAAAAAGGAUUAGGCUGGCAGAGUAAAGAAGUGAAGUUCCUUUGCCCGUUAUGCCAGCGCUCACGUCGUCCUAGACUUGAAACUAUUCUGUCUCUUCUGGUGUCACUUCAAAAGCUUCCUGUUAGACUUCCUGAAGGAGAGGCUUUGCAGUGUCUUACUGAAAGAGCUAUGGGCUGGCAGGAUCGAGCACGUCAAUCCUUAGCCACUGAUGAGUUGUCAUCAGCACUAGCAAAGCUGUCGGUACUGAGCCAGCGCAUGGUGGAGCAAGCAGCUAGAGAGAAGACAGAAAAGAUAAUUACUGCGGAAUUACAAAAAGCUGCAGCUAAUCCUGAUCUACAGGGACACCUGCACACUUUCCAGCAGUCUGGUUUUAACCGAGUAGCAGGAGGAGUAACCACACCACCUCGUCUCUCAGUUGAAUAUGAUGAUGAAGAGACAGAUUCAGAUGAAGAUAUCCGGGAGACAUAUGGAUACGAUGUUAAGGAUUCCACAAAUGUGAAGUCAUUUGGCAGUCUUGAAUCAAAUUUAUUUUGUGAUGAGGAAAUACCAAUAAAAUCAGAGGAAGUGGUUACUCAUAUGUGGCCUGUUACACCAUCCUUCUGUGCAGAGCAUGCAUACUCCUCAGCUUCAAAAUCCUGCGCACAAAGUACAGGUACUCCUAGAAAGCAACCUCGGAAGACUCCUUUGGUACCUCGAAGUUUGGAGCCACCUGUGCUUGAACUCUCUCCAUCUGCCAAGGCCCAACUAGAAGAUCUGAUGAUGGUAGGGGAUCUUUUGGAAGUGUCACUGGAUGAAACGCAGCACAUCUGGAGGAUACUGCAGGCAACACAUCCUCCAUCUGAAGAGCGUUUCUUGCAAGUCAUGGAGGAAGAAGGGAUAAUGGAAAAAACAGUUAAAGUAAAAGUGAAGGAUUCCUCAGAGAAAAAGCGUAAAAGGAAGUUAGAGAAGGCAGAACAGAUGCUUUUGGCAGGAGAUGGGCGGCCCAAAUCUAAAGAGCAGAAGAAAACUGAGGGUAAACCCAAGAAGAAGAAGCUUAAGCUCAAUCCUGAGAAGUCCAAAGAACUCAAGCAACUGGCUAAGAGACUAGCUAAAGAAGAGAAAGAAAAAAAGAAGAAAGAGAGAGCAGCAGCCAAGGCAGAGGCAGCUAAAGAAGUUACAGAGAAAAAAAGGGAGAAGAAAGUACUAGACAUCCCUUCUAAGUAUGACUGGUCUGGAGCUGAAGACUCUGAUGAUGAGAACGCUGUAUGUGCUGCCAAGAACUGCCAGAGACCCUGCAAAGACAAGGUGGACUGGGUACAAUGUGAUGGUGGAUGUGAUGAGUGGUUCCACCAAGUCUGUGUGGGAGUUUCCUGUGAAAUGGCUGAAAAUGAGGACUAUAUCUGCACAGCCUGCUCUAGGAAAGCAGCAGUGGGUGUGACUAUGACAGAAGGCAGCAUGGGACUUUCUCUGCCUCAAAGUGUACCUACCUCCUCACACGAAUUGCAUGAAAGCAGCUAGCAGGGCUUUCUCUUUUAUGUACACUGCAUUUUCUUCUAUUGAAGAGGAGGCUGUCUAACUUUUUACAGACUGGAGGGAUGAAGCAUUAUGGAUUACAUCUUCUGUACAGAUCUGCUAUGAAAUUGUUUUCACUCUGGCUUUUUUUCUGUUUUUGGGAAUGAGCCUCUGUUGAAUGGUUUAUAGAAGUGCUGCACAUGCUUCCUAUCCGCACAGCUGGUGUAUUCUAUACCAUCUGUCUUGCAGAGUGGUCAUUUUUAGGAUAUCUUCUUUAGUAAUAAAGUCAGAUCUAAAAAAACAUGCACGUCUUGUCUUGGAUUUCUGUUUUAAUAGAAAUUUUUCUAAGUAUUCAGAAACUCAAAUUAGGACUCUUUAUUUGGAAUAAUUAUUCUGUAUUAAGCUUUUCUGUGCCUUGCUGUAAACCUA